Messenger RNA from Lasiosphaeria miniovina, 813 nucleotides. RefSeq names its product complex I intermediate-associated protein 30-domain-containing protein. Gene Ontology annotation, cellular component: mitochondrion. Bases 1 to 813 code for a protein of 270 amino acids. The transcript has 2 exons. Gene Ontology annotation, biological process: mitochondrial electron transport, NADH to ubiquinone; NADH dehydrogenase complex assembly. NCBI's taxonomy places the organism in Eukaryota, Fungi, Ascomycota, Sordariomycetes, Sordariales, Lasiosphaeriaceae. The record is from RefSeq and is a predicted model, not a curated record.
AUGCACGCCGCUACGACUCGCCUGGCUAAGGGCUUCUGGAGCCGCAGCCUUGACGAGUUCAAGCGGCUCUCCAACAUCGCCAUCAAAAUGGAAGGCAUCAAAGGACCAUCGGGCCCUUUUGAGCUCCACAGCUUCCGCAGCCCGGAGUCGCUAGAAAACUGCAAAGUCAUGUCCGACGCCGAUCUGGGAGGUUUUACGACCUCUAACCUCGACUGGAUACCGUCAAGAGAACCUAUAUCCACGGCUUCCGCCCCAGAAACACCUCCAUUGGGCCCCUCUGGCUAUGCCAGAUUCCACGGCACCAUCUCGACAAAGCUGCCUGCGAACCGGCCCGAGGUCCAGCGGACAGGCUAUGCAGGAUGGAGAACGCUGGAUAGGCGUUCUACGCUGUUCGGGAGGAGCCUUUGGGACAUUGAUAUGUACGGGUUCUUGGCGAUGCGCGUCAAGUCGGACGGGCGGAGCUACAUGGUCAACGUCAUGACCGAGUCGGUCGUGCCCACCGAUCUUCACCAGCACCGUCUCUUCUCCAAAAACCCCGGCGAGUGGGAGACGGUGGUCAUCAGGUGGAACGACUUUGUACGCACCAACGGCGGGUACGCGGUUGAACCACAAACGGAAAUUCUGCGGCAAAAGGUCCGGUCCAUCGGCGUCGCCUUGACCGACAGGAUACCCGGGCCCUUCCAGCUCUACAUCGACAGGAUAUGGGCUACCAACGACCCCCGCGAGGCCGAUGGCGCCACGAGCGUCACGAAUAUGAAGGAGGGAGAGCUCAAGAACAAGCAGGGGAAGAAUAUCGCUUGGGGGAGUAAAUGA